AUGGCUUUGGCCAUUACACUAUCAUCAGCUACAUCUUCUAAAAUGGAAGAACCAACCUCUUCUCAUCAAGGAACAAGCAACUUCUUCCUUUCACGAAAACAAAACAGAGUAUCUCUCACAUGUGACAAAUAUCCCAAAGUUUGUCUUAUCAAUGGUAGCGCCGGCCCUGAUUGUUGCAACAACAAAUGUGUCAAUUUUACCAGAGACAUGUUUAAUUGUGGGAAGUGUGGAAAGAAAUGUAGUUUUCCAAAGAUAUGUUGUGAAGGUAAAUGUGUGAAUCCAAGGAGUAACAAGAAACAUUGUGGGAAAUGUGGUAACAAGUGUGAGAGUAGAGGUUCUUGUGUUGAUUCAAAAUCUAUCUCUGACCAACGAAAAUACCACCAAAUACAUACAUCGAUUCAACAAAAAUUCACGGUAAAGGUGAAAGAGAUUAAUUCAGACAAAGCUACAUGGAAUUUUAAGGCAAAAGUUAUCAGGCUUUGGGAAUUUAAUUUAGUUCCUAUUUCUGAUGUUGUCAGCGGAGGUUAUGACACUGAUUUUUUAGUGGAUGUUAUUGGUGUUUUGACUGGUGUGGGUUCUGAGCGUGAGAUAACCAAUCAAAAUGGAAGCAGCACAAAGCUUAAUGUUGUGGCCUUGGAGGCAGAUGGGCAUAAACUACAGUGCACUUUGUUUGGACCUUAUGUUGAUGAACUUAAUAAUUUUCUUGCUUCUGGGGAUCACACCAAUGCUGUUAUGAUUGUACAACUUGCAAAGGCAAAGACUUUUCAAGACAAGAUUCAUAUACAAAAUUGCAUGAAUUGCACCCGGCUGUUCUUUAACCCAAAUUGUCAGGAAAGUAUAAUCUUGAAGGAAAGCUUGCCUGAAAGUCUAGAGAGUCCUUCUCCGAUGACGCUUACCCAAAUCACUGCUGAGCCGGGAGUUAGCCCACUCGAUGAGUUCCUAUUCAACUCACCAAGAAUCACUUUGCAAGCCAUGAAAGAUGCUACAAAUGAAUCCGUGAAUGUUGUCUGUGCAACUGUCAAAAGGAUCUUGAACCCUGAAUGCUUCUGGUACACUGCUUGUGUUUGUAACAAAUCUGUUAUUCCAGAUUCAAACAUGUUUUUUUGCGACAAAUGCAAUAAGCAUGUGUUGAAGGUGAUACCUAGGUAUUGCAUGAAGGUUAGGGUUAUUGAUCAGACGGAUUCUGCCACAUUUGUGAUAUUUGACAAAGAUGCAAGCUCUUUGUUCCAAAUGAGCUGUGCUGAUAUGUUAGAUGACAUCCAAAGGGUUGCUGGUGUUGGAGGGGUGCCAUCUCAAUUAACUAGCCUGAUUGAUAAGACUUGGUUGUUUAAAGUGGAGACUAAACCUUCAAAUAAUCCCAGAUUUGAACAGACAUUUAAAGUCAGAAAGAUCUGCACCGAUGCUAACAUAAUCAAGCAAUUUAAAGACAAGUGGGAUCAUGAGGAAGCUUCAAUUAGCAAGCUAAACAAUGAGGUUGGUUCCUUGAGUACUUUGAUUGGCAAAGGGAAGGAUGUAUUAGUUUGUGGUUCUACUAAUAUCUUAUCUGAGGAUUCACUGUCAUUGAAUGAAAGUAACUCCAAGGACCAAGGAAAGUCAAUUAUUUGUGAUAAUACUCCUAUUGCAUGUACCCAAGAUUUAAUGUGUAAAUUUUCUUCUACUGUUGUGGACCUUGACGAUCCUUCUCUUGACUCUUUUAUUUGCAACAAAGAUGGUGGUGAUAUAAAGAAAAGUGAUAUGUCUUCAAAGCUUUCAAUUGCUGCAAGUAGUCUAGAGGGAGGAGGAAAGGACAUAGUUGUUGAGGCGGUUGAUCUUCAAAAAUCCGUUGGAACAACGACCAAAGAAGAAGCUGUUGGAAAAACUUAUAGUGGAGUUGUUCAUAAAGAUGAAUUUGUGGCCAACAAAAACAUCAAGGAAGAGAAAACAUUGGCUGGAUGUGGAGAAAUGGCAAAAGGCAUGGUCAUUGAGGGUAGUUCUGUUGGAAAAAUUCAACAAAUUAAGGGAAUGACAAGAUCUGAUGUUGUCAAUCUUGAUGAAGAUAUUCAUGAGUCUGGUUCUAGCAUGGUAAUAGCUCUUAAUCAAAUUGGUUCAACUGACAUUAAAGCAAUCAAGGGAAAAAAAAUAAGCAAGAGAAUUUCUCCUGAAAAGCAAGAUGAAGAUGACAAUGCACCUAUCAAGCUUUUGAAAAGAGCAAUCAAAAUUGAAAAGAUUACUUAGGAUUUAAGUGUGUGAGAUGGUGUUAGGUGGUUUUGUAUUUGUUGAACUUGAUUAUGUAAUUUUGUUGGCCCAGGGUAGUUGGUCUAUUUUGAGGUUAAUUUUUUUGUUUUAAGAUAAUCAGUACUAUCAAAUGCCUAUUUAGUAAAAAGGGUUUUAGUUAAAUUUCUAUGUUGUUUUGUACUCUUUGGCCCAGUGGCAGUGGGCAAUUAAUUAGGUAUAUAAUUAAUUAUGAUUUCGUGUUA
Molecule: messenger RNA, 2456 nt
Organism: Trifolium pratense (red clover)
Lineage: Eukaryota; Viridiplantae; Streptophyta; Magnoliopsida; Fabales; Fabaceae
Exons: 15
Coding region: 1-2214 (737 amino acids)
Source: RefSeq, a predicted model, not a curated record